Carica papaya (papaya) is the source of this 1499-nucleotide messenger RNA. Its product is annotated as Transmembrane amino acid transporter family protein. Lineage: Eukaryota; Viridiplantae; Streptophyta; Magnoliopsida; Brassicales; Caricaceae. The record is from RefSeq and is a predicted model, not a curated record.
AACAAACCUUGCCUCCUCCAACAGAUCUAAAACAAUAAAGCUUAGCCUUGCUAUUUACAACCCUACCCUCCCUCUUGCUUCACUUCGACUUUGAACCCGAAAAAUGGAGGCAUCCACCAUAUCACAUGACGAGUCAUCGUUAAGCCGGCCACUGAUAGCCCACCAAAACAGUUUAGAACGCAAGCUAGAGGAUGUAGAGGCAAACUCUACCCACAACACCACUUCCUUCUACAAGACCUGUUUCCAUGGUCUCAAUGCUUUAUCAGGAGUUGGGAUUCUGUCGAUUCCAUAUGCAUUGGCAUCAGGAGGAUGGUUGAGUUUGAUACUUCUUUUCAUGCUCGCCACAGCAGGGUUCUACUCAGCUCUGCUAAUUCAGAGAUGUAUGGAUGUAGAUUCCAAUAUCAGAACAUACCCUGAUAUCGGAGAGCUUGCUUUUGGAACCAAAGGAAGACUUGUAGUCUCCAUUUUCAUGUACAUCGAACUUUACUUAGUCGCUACAGGCUUCUUAAUUCUUGAAGGAGAUAACCUCCUAAUUUUGUUUCCUAAUCUAGGUUUUCAACUAGCCGGACUCACUGGGAAACAAACUAUUGUCGUCCUCGUCGCUCUUAUAAUCUUGCCUUCUGUUUGGCUCGACAAUUUGAGCAUACUUUCUUAUGUAUCUGCCAGUGGGGUAAUUGCUUCCGUCAUAAUUCUUUCUUCAAUCUUAUGGGCUGGUGCUUUCGAAGGAAUUGGAUUUCACCAAAAGGGUAGCAUGAUCAACUGGAAUGGAAUCCCUACCGCUGUCAGCUUAUAUGCUUUUUGUUACUGUGCUCAUCCAGUUUUCCCUACUCUCUACACUUCCAUGAGAAACAAACGUCAAUUCCCUAACGUAAUGCUUAUAUGCUUCAUCUUAUGCACUGUAAGCUAUGCAUCAAUGGCGAUUGUCGGCUACUUAAUGUUCGGUUCCAAAGUUGAAUCACAGAUCACUUUAAAUCUCUCAACUGGAAACCUGGGAUCAAUGAUAGCAAUAUACACAACUUUGGUGAAUCCCAUAUCCAAAUAUGCAUUAAUGGUGACGCCAAUUGUCAAUGCCAUGAGAAGCUCGUUUCCAUUUCACUACCUUAGUAACAAAAGAAGUUUUGGCUUGUUCAUCAGCACCGCUCUGGUAGCUAGCACUGUAAUUGUGGCUUUGGCUAUUCCUUUCUUCGGCUACCUUAUGUCACUUGUGGGCGCGUUCUUGAGUGUCACGGCUUCCAUCAUAUUGCCAUGCUUGUGUUACUUGAAGAUUUCGGGGAUUUACAGGAGAUUUGGAUUUGAGAUGAUGGGGUUGAUAGGCGUUAUACUGCUGGGGGUUGUGAUUGUAAUCACUGGAACUUACACGUCGCUUGUAGAAAUUUUAGAUCAUUUAUGAACAAGCAGUACUAAUAAUAUUUCGUUGUUACUAUUUUAAAAUAUUUUGUUAGUCUAUAAGUAUCCAAUUCCAAAUGGAAAUAGCAAACCUAACAUGUCUUUUCCUGUUA